Penicillium samsonianum is the source of this 837-nucleotide messenger RNA. RefSeq lists its product as uncharacterized. The record is from RefSeq and is a predicted model, not a curated record. NCBI's taxonomy places the organism in Eukaryota, Fungi, Ascomycota, Eurotiomycetes, Eurotiales, Aspergillaceae. Bases 1 to 837 code for a protein of 278 amino acids. The transcript has a single exon.
AUGCGCAAUAGCGUUCUCCUCCCGCAGUUCUUCCUACCACCAUCUGCUAUUACGCUGGGACGUUUCGUCACCAACAUUGACGAGCCUCACCGAGAUUACCUUGAUCCGAGACCAGGGAAGAAUUUCCGUAUUAUCGAGAAAGUUGCAACCCAGUACGACGGCGCCGACUCUCUUAGGGCCCAACGUAAAUUUGGUUCUGAGCUUACCGCCUUCCUUUCCUCCACCGUAUCAAGCCGUACGAAUGCCUCGAUUCACAUCAAGACGAAACAAGUGAAGACCUAUUACCUGGACAAUAAUGGACAGUGGUUCCGGGAUGUUGUCAAAUCGGAAGACGUCCGGAAGUGGGUUGAACGUACCAUCGAUGAGGGGGAGGAUAUAUAUGUUGUGGUUGGUUACCACACUGUUUUGGAUGCUCAAAUUGUAGAGCAAUCAAGGGAGCAGAAGCUUCUAGAUGGAAAUUUAGCUGUGCCAGUUUCGAGUGCCUUAUUGGCAUCUGGAGUGGUUAUGCCAUUUGGUGAACUAGCUGAUCCUAGAAUAGCCGGGUGUAGUGGGCAGGCGGAAGACUUGCAACGGCAAUUUGUUGCCGAAGGCGAACAAAUUAUCGCGGUGCAAUAUCGCAAGGUCCGAUUUCGGGUUUUUUCAAGCAAAAGCGUUGACAAUGCAACGCUAGCUAAAGAGGCGAGAUGGGAGAGAUAUGACCGCCCUCGUUACCUUCAAAGCGACAUGGAAGACAUGGUAGAGGUCGCGCUGGAUGAUGAUUUGUCACUUGAAGGUGAACGUGACAAGUAUCUUGCUGGGCCGGAGGAAAUGGUCUUUUCGACUAUUGGCGUUGACUAG